Messenger RNA from Metarhizium acridum CQMa 102, 3054 nucleotides. RefSeq names its product DNA-directed RNA polymerase III subunit C1 (rpo31). The record is from RefSeq and is a predicted model, not a curated record. NCBI's taxonomy places the organism in Eukaryota, Fungi, Ascomycota, Sordariomycetes, Hypocreales, Clavicipitaceae. Gene Ontology annotation, biological process: DNA-templated transcription. Gene Ontology annotation, cellular component: RNA polymerase III complex. Gene Ontology annotation, molecular function: DNA binding.
AUGCGAGAGGGAGGAUACAAGAUAUCUCUCAAAUUUGUUGAUACUGAGCUAGUCGCCAACGAGCUAUGCAUUGGAGAUGUUGUCGAGCGUCAUAUUGAGGAUGGCGAUAUCGUUUUGUUUAACCGGCAGCCAUCACUGCACAAGCUAAGCAUUAUGAGUCAUUUCGUCAAGGUUCGACCUUGGAGAACGUUCCGGCUCAACGAGUGCGUUUGCAAUCCAUACAACGCCGAUUUUGACGGCGACGAGAUGAAUCUGCAUGUCCCACAAACAGAAGAAGCGCGUACUGAAGCGAUGAGUCUCAUGGGGGUAAAGCAUAACCUAAUCACUCCAAAAAGUGGUGAGCCGAUUAUUGCUGCUACUCAGGAUUUUAUUACCGCCGCGUAUCUACUUAGUUACAAGGACCGCUUCUUUGACCGGAAGGCUUUUACGACGAUUUGCAUGCAUAUGUUGGACGGACGCAAUCAGCUAGAUCUUCCGCCACCAGCAAUCAUCGUGCCAAAAACAUUAUGGACAGGCAAGCAGAUAUUCAAUGUCUUAAUGCGUCCCAACAAUCGAUCACCAGUUAUGGUCAAUCUCGAUGCUAGAUGCAAAAGCUGUGUAACCCGGCCAGGUCAGUAUCCCGACAUGGACCCUAAUGACGGCUGGCUCGUGGUGCGGAAUUCUCAAGUAAUGUGUGGCCAAAUGGAUAAGUCCACCGUAGGUCCUGGAAAAAAAGACAGCAUUUUUUACGUCAUUCUCCGAGACUAUGGUCCAGAUGAGGCUGUUAGUGCUAUGAAUCGCCUGGCGAAGCUGUGUGCGCGGUAUCUGACAAACCGAGGGUUUUCCAUCGGCGUCGGCGAUGUAUAUCCAACCGCGAGCCUCAGGAAAGAAAUCGACCAUCUAGUCUCGGCUGCAUAUAAGAAAUGCGACAACAUCAUUACGACGUUUCAGGCCGGGAGCCUAGAGAAGGCUCCUGGGUGCGACAUGGAACAAACCUUGGAGAAUUCUAUAUCCGGUGUCCUUAGCAAAGUCCGACAACAGGCCGGCGAACAUUGCAUUAACACACUGAGUCGCCAUAAUGCACCAUUAAUCAUGGCUAAGUCAGGGUCAAAGGGCUCUGAUAUCAAUGUGGCUCAGAUGGUUUCUCUUGUUGGCCAACAGAUUAUCGGCGGUCAACGCGUGCCUGACGGCUUCCAGGAUCGAAGCCUGCCGCACUUUCAUAAGAAUGCUCGUCAGCCUUCCUCUAAGGGAUUUGUGAAAAACAGCUUCUAUUCCGCGCUUCUGCCUACUGAAUUUUUAUUUCACUCCAUCUCGGGCCGCGAGGGACUAGUUGACACGGCGGUGAAAACCGCAGAGACGGGAUACAUGUCACGGAGGCUCAUGAAGUCUCUAGAAGAUCUCUCGGUCAAGUAUGAUAAUACCGUUCGGACAUCCGGAGGCAAUAUUGUACAAUUUCAGUUUGGCGCGGAUAACCUUGAUCCCGCGGAUAUGGAGGGCGCCGGUACACCAGUCCAAUUCCACCGGACCUGGACUCACGCUGAAAGUCUCACUCGAGAUGAUGACGAACCUUCCUUGAUGCCGCACGAGAUUGGUGUAAUCUGCGAUUCUGUGCUAGAGCCAUAUCGUGGCCGCUAUGUACGUAAAGGCCUGCUGCAUAAUGAAGAAUUGAAUUAUGAAGACGACAGUGACUACGCCAUUGACGAGCAUGAAAGCGGGCGAAGAUUCCUCAAAUCAAUAAAAAGCUACAUUGAUGGCUUAGCCUCCAGAUUGCGCAAAGUGCGCACAAUAGCCGGUUACCAAGGCAAUACACCAAUCAGGGAAACGGCUCAAGAUCACGUCGAUAGAACGGCCAAGGUGGCAGCGACAACCCUCAGGCUCUUCAUCAGACUUUGCCUGGACAAGUUUACCAAGGCUCAUGUCGAGCCUGGUCAUCCAGUUGGCGCUGUUGGUGCUCAAUCAAUCGGCGAGCCGGGAACCCAGAUGACAUUGAAGACGUUUCAUUUCGCCGGCGUGGCUGGGAUGAGCAUUACCCAGGGCGUGCCCCGAAUUAAUGAGAUUAUUAAUGCGUCGAAAGCUAUCAGCACCCCGGUCAUCACCUGCCCCCUACUAAAUAAGUGGCAGAUUGAGGCGGCAAAGGUUGUCAAAGCACGCAUUGAGAAGACAUAUAUAUCCGAUAUCCUUUGCUUUAUCGAGGUUGAGUGGGAUUCCAAAAGUGGUCAUAUUGUGAUGCAAGUCGAUACCGACACGCUUGCAAAUAUGCAAGCGGGAGUGUGUGUCUUUGAUGUAGCACAAGCGAUUUGCGAUCAACGAAAGCUAAAGGUCCGGCCGGAGGAUAUUUCCGUUGAUAAGGACAUGAUCUUUGUUCGUAUCAGGGAAACCGACGAUUUGCCACCACGAAGCAAAACCAAGUCAGCUGCAGAAGAGUCUAGAGACAUGAUGCUCAGGGCCAACUUUCUUCGUCGGACACUUCCGUCCGUACCCAUCUCUGGCUACCCAGAAGCAACACGAGCCUUGAUCGAGACCACCGAGGAAAACACGUAUAGGGUCUUGGUGGAGGGCUAUGGCCUUCGCGGGUGCAUGGCCACAGAAGGUGUUGUCGGGACGCAGGUCCGGACGAACAGCGUGAUGGAAUGCGUGCAGAUCCUGGGCAUUGAGGCGGCCAGGACAACGAUUGCGAACGAAAUUGCCGAGGUGAUGGGGUAUAUGGGCAUUGAUCUGCGACAUAUGCAGUUGCUAGCUGACGUGAUGACUUACAAGGGCGAGGUUCUUGGCAUCACACGGUUUGGCUUGUCGAAAACGAGAGGAAGCGUGCUACACUUGGCAUCAUUUGAGAAAACAGCCGAUCACUUGUUUGAUGCGGUCGCAGGCAUGAAAACAGAUCGCAUUGAGGGAGUCUCGGAGUCCAUUAUCUUGGGGCAAACGAUAAGUGUUGGAACAGGUGGGUUCGAAGUUGUUCGCUACCUGGGCAUUCGGCCAGGCCAUCUUUGUCAGAAACCAACCCUUUUUGAAGAUUCCUGGAGGGCGGAACAAAAACGGAGGAGUAACCGUUCGGUUGCCCCGUUACUACAAGGUUGA